UUGUCUACAAUCUUUGUUGCAAAGGUGGUCAGGUUUCUAUCCCUCCUUUCAAGGAGCCCCCGCCAUUUCUCCGGGAGCUUCUCCAUUUUGAUGGAACUUCUCGUGCCAAGAAAUUCCUCCGAAAUAUACAUCAAUACAACUGUAUGUUCGCCUUCACCUCGAUGGGUGCUACUAUUGAUCGUUCGCUGAAUGCUUCUCGGGGUCCCAAGGUCUUUAAAAUUAGUGGCCAGGUGUCUCAUCGCAUAGGUUCUCUCUAGCCAAAAGACCCUAACACUCCUAAAUUUGCCGAGCUUUAUAUAUAUGAUCCAGCAAAUGAGGUUGCCCAUAGGAUGCGUGCUUUAAAUCCGGAUGAUAACCCUGUGGACCAAAUAGAUGAGGAUAUAGUGGUUGGCCUGAGAGAUAUGCUUAAUGAGUUCAAUCCAUUGGUACAGAAAUUUAGAGAGGCAAGUAAAAUCAUAGAAGAUAGUGGCGAUGAGCCUAUCGAAGAAAUUUCCAUACGAAUCAUUGGUCCUUCCGAUGGUGAUGGCCCACAGUUCAGUUUGCCCACGUCUGCGAGGCUUGCUGCUUUGAUUGUGGGUGACCUUACUGUUGAAACCUCUGCACGCGAUAUAAUUAUUUCCAGCCAUUCGGAAGGCAUGCAACAAAUCGCUUCUCUUAAACCUGCCUUUAUGCCUUUGCAGUAUCCCUUGCUUUUUCCGCGUGGGGAAAUGGGGUUUCAGAUAGAUGUUCCUUAUAUGUCUGUUCAGCUAGCUGAUGAUAUCGAUGUGCCUGGUAGUACUGGGAAUGUUGGUACGUCUCCUGGUUCAUUGCCAGUUGCCGCUCGUGGUAGUGCACCUACUAAAAAUACACGUAGAAAGAUGACCAUGCAGGAUUACUAUCGUUAUGUAUGCCAUUAUAGAGGUGACCAGCCAAACCCAUUCUUGUGUUAUGGUCUUUUGUCGUCCCAGGCUGUUGUUGAUGCACGAGCUUGCAUUGACGAAAACAGACUAUGGUACAUACUGAGAAACCAAGAUAAACUUAGAUCUGAGCAUAUGCAGGGCAUCACCGAUGCCGUUGGUGGUGGUUGUGUUGAUGGUGCGACUCUAGGUAAAAGGAUUAUCCUGCCUUCGAGCCACACCGGUGGUCAUCGUUACUUUCAGGAGAACUUUCAAGAUGGCCUUGCCAUAUGCCGGGUGCACGGUGCACCUGACAUAUUCACCACUUUCACCUGCAACCCCAAGUGGCCAGAAAUUACACAGACGCUAGAACCAGGACAAAAACCACAUGACAGGGAAGAUAUUGUUAUCAGGGUUAACCACAUGAAGUUGAUUGAGUAUCUCCAUGAUAUUACGUCCGGAAGAGCCUUUGGAAAAGUAAAGGCUGUGCUUUAUACUGUUGAGCACCAGAAGCGGGGACUACCUCAUGCUCACAUACUCAUCUGGCGGAAGGGAGAACAAGGUAUGAUAGGACCUGAUGGCAUAGAUGCAUUUAUUUCUGCUGAGAUACCAGAUCCAUUGGGGGACCCUCUAGGCUAUGCCUUAGUCUCUGAAUUCAUGAUGCACGGUCCGUGUGGUAAAAUGAACGAUAAAUGUGUUUGCAUGAAGAAAGGGUGUUGUUCUAAAUUUUUUCCUAAGGAAUUUAGGGACGAAACAGUCAUAGAUGAAGACGGGUUUGCGUUAUAUCGACGUCGUGACGAAGGUCGUACAAUUUAUAGAUGGGCACUAUCUUGAUAACAGGUGGGUGGUUCCUUAUAAUAUGGCUGUGCUUAAGCGUUUCCAGGGUCAUAUUAAUGUUGAGUGGUGUAACAAAACCCAGGUCAUGAAGUAUUUGUUUAAGUAUGUGACUAAAGGCGCCGAUUACUCGAAAGUCCUAUUAGAGAAGUCAAAGGGUAAGGGUAAAAUUGAUGGGAUAGAAGAUGGAGGGCCGAUGGAUGAGGUCAAAGAGUAUUUACGAUGUCGGUUCAUAUGUGAAUAUGAUGGAUUGUGGCGUAUAUUUGGGUACGCCAUACACUGUAGGUUUCCUUCAGUAGAGAGGCUCCCUAUUCACCUUCCUGGAAUGAAUAUUAUUCGCUUUCGUUCCGAAACAAACCUUAAGAAAAUUGUUGAUUCAGACUUCUUGAAAAAAAAACCAUGCUCACUGAAUGGUUUGUUGCAAAUGCUUUGUAUGAACAUGCUCGAUCUUUAACGUAUUGUGAUUUCCCAACUGAAUGGACAUGGGAUUCCGAAACGAGAUCAUGGCAUGAGAGAGAAGGUUGUAAAAAUAUUGGUCGUGUCUACUAUGUCUAUCCUUCUGUUGGUGAACUGUAUUACCUGCGAAUGCUUCUAAUGAUUGUUAAGGGUUGUAGAUCUUGUGUUGACCUUAGGACCUAUGAAGGGCGUGUUUAUCCUACCUUUAGAGAGGCGUGUGCUGCUCGGGGUUUAUUAGGCGAUGAUAAUGAAUGGUACAUUGCAUUUGAUGAAGCGAUGGUUUGGGGUUUUGGGCACCGGCUUAGGCAUUUGUUUGUGACCAUGCUUAUUCAUUGUACUGUUAAGGAUGAAAUAAACUUCUUUGAACGAUAUUGGGAGAGUAUGGCUGAUGACAUCAAACAUGGGCUAAGAUCCGCUUUAAAUAACAAAUCUUAUGAUCCUCCUGUGUCAAGACUUAGAGACAUACUUCUCGAUGAAUUAGCUGAGCUAUUUGUGAAACGUGGUUCUAACAUAAGUAAAUUUAAUUUGCCACCACGGAUCAGCGACACUGGAUUAUUUAUUGAAAAUCGAUUAAUCCAUGAGGAGUUAUCUUAUGAUGCACCUGCUUUAGCUAAAGAAGCGGUAGUCUUGCUUCAGAACCUGAAUGUUAAUCAAAUUGUUGCUUACAAGGCGAUAUUACAAUGUCUUCAGGCCAAGGAGCCAGGAUUCUUUUUUGUUUCUCGGUAUGGGGGUACCGGGAAAACCUACCUAUGGAAUGCUAUUUGUGCUUUCUUACGGGGUAAAAGGGAGAUAGUUUUAACUGUUGCAUCUUCUGGUAUUGCGUCGCUCUUAUUGCCAGGUGGGAGGACUGCUCAUUCCCGUUUUAAAAUGCCGAUCGAUAAUGAUGAUGAAAUGGUAUGUGAUAUAAAGAGAGGCUCACGCCUGCAUAAACUGUUGGUGACCUCCUUGAUAAUCUGGGAUGAAGCGCUUAUGUCGAAUAGAAGGUGUUUUGAGGCUUUAGAUAGGACCUUGCGUGACGUCCUUUCUACAGAUGACCCUUUACUCUCUGAUGUCCCGUUUGGUGGGAUGGUUGUGGUAUUAGGUGGGGAUCUUAGACAAAUUCUUCUUGUUAUUGAGGGUGGUACCAGGCCUCAGAUAGUUGACGCAACAAUUACCAAUUCUCCGUUGUGGAGAUUUGUCAAAGUGUUGUCCCUUACUGUUAACAUGCGUUUGGCUAUGCCAGAUGCAGAUCCCAGUGUGCAAGAAAGUGUUGCACUAUUUAGUAAAUGGGUCCUCGAUCUUGGAGAGGGUAGAUUACCUACCACGCAUAAAGGGGAUGAAUCUGACCCUUCUUGGAUAGAAAUACAUGAUGAUCUGUUGGUUAAAACAUACGGUGAUCACAUAGGGGCCAUUGUUUCUUCUAUUUACAAUGACUUUGAGUCUAACUAUAUGAAUGCCGCCUAUCUGCAAGGAAGGGCUAUUCUGUCGACUACUAAUGAUUUUGCCGAGGAGAUCAAUACUCAUGUGAUGGUCUUAGUUCCUUCUGUUGGCAAAGAUUACCUGAGUGCCGAUUCUGUAGAUACCUCAGGAGAGGCCGUGCAAGAGGAAAACCUUUUCUACCCUACUGAGUACUUGAAUUCUGUUAAGAUUAUUAAUUUUCCAAAUGAUAGGUUGACUCUUAAAAGGGGUGUUCCUAUCAUGCUUCUCAGAAACCUGAGUCAGGCAAAUGGUCUGUGUAACGGCACGAGACUUAUUGUGAAGGACCUAGCUGAUCGUGUCAUUGAGGCUGUUAUUAUGACUGGUUCGUACGUGGGUGAUAUUGUCUAUAUCCCCCGGAUAGAAUUGACGGCAAAACAAACAAAAUCAUCCUUUGUGCUUCGACGUAGGCAGUUCCCUGUACGUGUGUGCUAUGCUAUGACAAUAAACAAGAGCCAAGGACAAACUUUGUCUGCUAUUGGUCUCUAUCUUAAGAAACCUGUCUUCACGCACGGCCAGUUGUAUGUGGCAGUUUCCCGUGUUACUUCGAGGAAUUCUUUGAAAAUCCUUAUAGAGUGCGAGGAUGGUACAUGUGGCUCCGAGACUAAAAAUGUGGUCUUCCCAGAGAUAUUGCGAUCUGCUGGGAUCCUUCCAUGAUCUGGAUAGGUGAUUCUUAACUAUGUACAGCGGCUGUUUUUGGAGAUACCCAUUGGGUUAGCUAUAUAUAAGUUCGAUGUGUUCUUUGAUCUUUUGUUCAUGCAUGUGGUUGGUGUGGCUGGUCUUUUGUUCGUGUCUACGCCUAUUAUGCUUGGUGUUGUGAAUCUGUUGGAUGAAUCUUUUGUCUCUGUGACUCCUGUAACAAAUUGCCACCUUUGCCUGUGUUACUGGUUUUAGUACUAUUCCUUUGGCCACAAAUGCUAUACUUUUGUUGUUGUGAUUAUGUUACAGAUGGCGAUCGUUGCUUUAGAUGAGCUUGUACAAGGAAAUAGCAACGAUUCAGUCUGUGUGUAUGUCUCACGACUAUGGAACCAUCGUGGAGGCACUGACACUGGUCCGAUCAAGCACACUGACAUGGUUCUUAUGGAUG
Triticum aestivum (bread wheat) is the source of this 4707-nucleotide messenger RNA. RefSeq names its product ATP-dependent DNA helicase PIF1-like. The record is from RefSeq and is a predicted model, not a curated record. Lineage: Eukaryota; Viridiplantae; Streptophyta; Magnoliopsida; Poales; Poaceae. The coding region runs from base 2109 to 4277 and encodes 722 amino acids. Gene Ontology annotation, biological process: telomere maintenance; DNA repair. Gene Ontology annotation, molecular function: DNA helicase activity. The transcript has 2 exons.